Molecule: messenger RNA, 1371 nt
Organism: Salvia miltiorrhiza (redroot sage)
Lineage: Eukaryota; Viridiplantae; Streptophyta; Magnoliopsida; Lamiales; Lamiaceae
Exons: 1
Coding region: 185-1054 (289 amino acids)
Source: RefSeq, a predicted model, not a curated record
AUCCCAAUAUAUUUUAAUCAAUAAUUAAACCCAACGACAGCCAAUCACAAGUGGAUAAUCCAUUGACACAAUUAUAACGUGUCACAUGCAAUUUUCCAAAUCUUAUAUACAAAUAUAUUGGUUUUCGAUUGCGACACUAAUUGCCCAUUUCUUCCCAUCUCUUGCUCCCUAAUUCCACCCACUCAUGGCGGAGAGCCGCCACCUCCUCCAUCUACUUUUACCCCCCUCCGCCGCCGCCGAAUCCCCAGCGCCGCUCGACGACGGCGACCUCAAGCUCAUCUCAUCGAAUUCCGGCAUCGUUUUCCGACUAUUUUUGGUGGCGUUUAUCGGCGUCGUCUCUGUAUGGGCAAACCACGAAGCCUCCAAAGGCUACGCCAUAACUGUAAUCAACGAAUCCACCAACACAUUCCUCGCAACCAGAUUCAAAGUCUUCUACGCAUCCAACGACGAAGCCACGCGCGCGGCGAUCAAGGCGAGUAGCAUCAUCGAGAGGUUCCUCUUCCCGGAUUCCGACGGUGAAAAAAAUCAUUCCACCAAAAAGGUAAUUAAGAGCGUCGUUAUCAGAUUAGUCGAUCGCGAUCUGACCGGCGACGUCGCCGUCGAAACGGAUAGCAGCGGCGAUCGAGAUCGAUUCGUGCUCAGCGUGAGCUCAAGGGUUUUGGAAGGUGCGAAUUUUGACCGCGAAAUGGCUCUCGCGAUAAGGCGCGGCGUGGCGCGUGUUUGGUUAUGGGACGGUGCAGGCGACGCGCCGAGGAAUGUGGUGGACGGCAUUGUGGAAUAUCUGGUCGAAAUUUGUGAUGACGCGGCGGCGCCGGAGGUGCUCGAGCCACCCGCCGCCGCCGCCGCCGUGUGCUGGGACGACUCGAGCAACGCUAGAUCGGUGGCGGAAUUGUUGCGGCGAGGCGAGCGCCGCCGUCCCGGAUUCAUCGGGAGAUUGAACCGAGCCAUGAAGGAUGGGUGGAGCGACGAGAAGUUGGGCGGCGCGUUGGGCUUGCCGGUUGACAAAUUGUGUGCGGCUUCCGAGUCGUUGAGGUACAAGUCUUCCAGCGUGUAGUACCACAGAAUAUAUGUUUUAUUUUAUUCUUUUUUUUGAGGUAAGCAGUGCCUCGAGGUGGUUAUCCACAAUUCCACAUGUACAUUUGUCGUGAUCGUCUACAGCUGGCGUAAUGCACCCGAAAAAAAAUGUGGGAAAUUAUUGGAAGGUGUAGAUAAGAUCGAUGGUUAAGAUUUGAUGUUGAAUUAUGUAUUUUUGAUCUGUAAGUUUGACUCCCCAAGAUGCACGGGAGUAUGCGUAUCGGUAUCAACAUUUCCGAUUUAAUUGUGUAAUAAAUUUAUUAUUAAUCUAAUAAAAUAACAUAUUGUAUUCUUGUA